Grus americana (Whooping crane) is the source of this 4580-nucleotide messenger RNA. RefSeq names its product interleukin 13 receptor subunit alpha 1 (gene IL13RA1). The coding region runs from base 301 to 1476 and encodes 391 amino acids. NCBI's taxonomy places the organism in Eukaryota, Metazoa, Chordata, Aves, Gruiformes, Gruidae. The record is from RefSeq and is a predicted model, not a curated record. Gene Ontology annotation, biological process: cytokine-mediated signaling pathway. Gene Ontology annotation, molecular function: cytokine receptor activity; protein binding. The transcript has 10 exons. Gene Ontology annotation, cellular component: membrane; external side of plasma membrane.
GGGACGUGGUGGGAAGCUCCCCUGGCAGCAGGGGAGACGCAGCCCAGCGCCGCGGCAGCGGGCAUCCCCGCGGUGUCGGGACGGGAGCCCAGUCCCGGGGCGGGCAGGGCUGCGGGGCGGCGCGGGGACGGCGCUGCCCAGGUAGUGGGGGCGGACCGCUGCCGCCCGCCCCGGCCGCCGCUCCCCGCUCGGCUCGGGUUACCUGGGCGGGCCGCGGCGCGACUCUUCCCGUCUGGCCCGGCCCCCGCGACGGGAAGUGGGAGCGAGGGGCCGCGCUUGGACGGCCCGGAUGCCGGAGCCAUGGAUCUUCCCGGAGCUCCGCUGCGGUGCCGGCUUUUCCUCGCCGUCUGCUGGCUGGUCGCCGCAGGGACGGCGACAGAAGCAAAAGUUCUUCCACCUCCAUCCAACCUGGACUACUCAUUUAUCCAAAUCUGCACCCUGAACUGGACGUGGAACCCCCCAGAGAACAUCAGCAGUAGCUGCGACCUGGAGUAUUCCAGUGACAUCGUGAUUGAUGAGGUCCCUCAGCACAAAAGAGAAUGGAGUAAGAGUCGCUUCCGUGUGACAGAUACGUUCUUGAAUGAGGAAAUGCGUUUCAAAGUGAGAAGUGAGUGCAAGUAUGAUAACACCAGCGAGCCCAGCCGAUGGGUGGAGACCUCUCUUCUGCCAAAAGGUAUUCCAGGUACUGCUGCUGUUGGCUUGAGCUGUGUUUGGUACAAUUUGGAGUACAUGGUUUGUACGUGGCAUCCUGGGAAGAAUGCAAGCAGCGAUACCAAUUAUACGUUGUUCUACUGGUUUGAUGGUUUGAAAAACCAUAAGAAGUGCAGCAACUAUUCUAUGCACCAAGGAAUCUUUGGAUGCACUUUCAAUCUUAGCUUCCCAAAAGGCACCAAUACUUACCCAGCUAUAAGUAUUUUAAUUAGAGAUGAUUCUGAAGAAAUUAGGCCUGUAUGUGCAAGUAACAAUCCUACCACCCUUGUAAAACCUGCUACACCAAGACGAGUUACACUGGCAAAGAUUAAUGAUGAAAUAUAUGUAAAAUGGAGUGAAUCGGACACCUUUCCAGAAAAUUGUUUAUUUUAUGAAGUUGAAUAUCACAAUGGUGAUUUGGACACUGCUCAGAUAAUUAAAGUUGAAAAGAAUUAUACGUCAAUUCCUAGCGUUGAUCCUAAUAGCAAGUACAUCUUCAAAGUAAGAGCAAAACCAAAGCCCGAGUGUUACAGCAGCAAGCUCUAUAGUGACUGGAGUGAAGAGAAGAGCAUUGGUGAGAAGAUGGACUCUACAUUCUAUUUUGUUUUAAUAAUCACCAUUCCAUUAAUAGUAGCAGUAUCGACGAUAAUUCUACUAGUUUAUCUAAAAAGGCUGAAAAUACUAAUUCUGCCACCAAUUCCGGACCCUAGAGAAAUUCUUAAGCGCAUGUUUGGAGAGCAGAAUGAGGAUUCCCAGGUCUCAGUGGAAACUCUACUAAGCGUGUAAUUCUCCAUCCUCCUGCCUGAGCUUCACCCAUUAGCUGUAGUUGGAAGCACUCUUAAGAUGUGCCAACCUUCAGUUCUUCUUUGUCUCCAGAGAGGACAGCUCUUCUGUCAACCAAGCCUAAGCCAUGUCCCUAAUAAGCACAAUUUGUUGCCCAGCUGACUUGGCUUUUUCACCAUAAUACAGGCAAUAUGUUGUGAAAUGGGUCUGUCUUACUGGGCUGAAAUAACAAUGCUCACCAUGUAGAAGCGCUGUUAAAAAUGUUGUUGUUCUCUUUCAGAACUGUGCAAAGGAUGAUUCUGUGAAUGCUUACGACAGGUUAAUUAAGGAAGAAGAAAUUCAUUCUUUAAUUUUUACAGAAACUCCAGAGUGUGCUAAUUCUGAAAAAGAAAACCGAUAAACUGCUUUACCAGUGAAAGACGAGGAAACUUUCAUUCCUGCUCCCGUACCUCAGGUGACAAUGUAGAUGUGAAGAGGCCUGUAAGACAUUCACUAACUUUCACCUUACUGAGUCCUCUCUGAGCCUUAGUUCUCUGAUGCUCAGAAGAUACAUCACUAACAGUGGCCAUUCCUCCAUCUCUGGUAGAAAUACUCAUCUUGGAUCAUUCGAGAUGAGCGUGUACAUAACUUUGAUCUGACUGUAUUGCAGCAUCUCUUGUCCUGGCUCCAGCCAGCUCUGCCCUAUUACUUGCCAUUUGCACUUGUGUUUGUGCCUCACAUUAGACUGUAAAUGAGUUUUUUUGGAGCAAGCACUGUGACUUCUCUGAAGUAUUUGGCUCAAUUUUGCAGCAGGUGAGAUGAGGCUUGUUUACAGUAGAUGGCUCAUUAGUGCUACUAUGUGGAACUGCUGCCAGGUGGGAUGCCGGAGCAAGGACCAUUUGUGGACGGCCUGUUUCAUGGGCUCCAGGGCAGGACGCUUUCCAGAGGGCAUUUAUGGACUGACCACCUUACGCUUCUGGUCAAUGUGUGUCAGCUGUGGCCUGGUGAAAGCCCUUACAAAAGGGUUGUUUUUUUCUUUAAAAAUGUGUAUGAAAAGCUUCUCCGCUUUGCAGCUGAUAUUCAGACCAUUCAUAGAAAAAACUUAAUUUUUUAUCCUUUCAAGUGCCUGUCCUCAUAUGCCUUGCCUUCAUGGACUUCUUGGGUUAAUUACACUUUGUUUAAAAUGAUAAAUGGAAUUUUUUACUUGUGUUGUGCAGUGGCAGAUAACUGUAUUGAGUCUCACCAGACUGUGAUUCUACUUUGGCCAUAUUGGCCUGAGACCACCUGAUUUUUGGAAGCUAAGUCAUCCUGAGUCUGUCCAGCAAAAUUACCAGCAUGGAUACGUGAGCUUAAGGAGUUGUGGUCAAAUUGAUUAGCAAGUGCUAAACCACUAAAACCAAAUUAGUUCAAAGACUUCAAGACCCAUCCUUACUGCUGAGCUGGUGGAUUUGGGGGAAGAGGGGAUGACAACCUUGGCCUGCUUUCUAAGGGAUAAGCUUUAUUCUUUCUAUAGUGAUGAGGCUGUGAUUUGAGCUUCCCCUCUAGGAGCUUAGCAAUUUAAAACAAGGUGCUGAUUUGACUUUUAAAAAAAAAAUUGUUCUAUAUUUUACUGCAGUAGCUUGAUGACUCGGGGCGGGGGAGGGGGUUAUUGUUUUUUUUUUUAAAUCAGUAAUUGAUUUGUUAAUUUUUGGAUGGUUUUGGAUAGAGUUUGCUUUACCCAGCAAAGUUCAACAGACGUUUUCUGGCACAACUGUGACAUUUCCCUGCUCUGAAUUCUGAGCAUUAGUUUCUACCCUGUGCUGCAAGGGUGUUAACAGCAGUAUCUUGGUUGUGCUGCAGGCAGAAAGUAAUGUUAUGAGGAGAAAGGGAUCCAUGCAAGCUGUUUAUGGUUAGUGUUCAGGAAUUUCUUGCUCCUCCCAGCUAAGUGCAGACAUGUUAGUCAUUGAUAUAGUCAGUCUUAGCAGACUGGGAAGAGAUCUCAGAAGUUUCCUAGGAACAAACUGUAUAGCCACUAGCCUUUUAAAGUUCAGCCCUGUCCUCCAACUCCAUUCAAACAAAAAUCUGAAAUGAAUGCUACAUCUUGAGAACAUACUGUUCUGUGAGAAAUAGAACUAAUGGCGCUUGCUUUUUAGCUACAAAUUUACAUCCUUUACCCUCUUAUGUAUUCCCUCCCUCUCAAUAAAGCAAAUUCUUUCCCCGGUCCCCACUGAGCCUCUCAAAUACACAGUUUCCUCCACAUCUCUUAUCUACCUUUCGUCACUGGUGGUAGAAAGGGGAGGAGAAAUGUAGCAGAGCUAGUAGACCCCAUAUUAGCUUAAAUCUUUUACUUACAAUCAGGCUAAAAAAAAAAAAAGACAUUAUGAAAAUUGGUUAAUGAGACAAAAUGAGAAUAAAGUCUCAGGGAUUUCAGAUAAAACGAAACUCAGGUUAUACAAAGUCAGCUAGCAGCACUAUCUGAUAUUCCAGAGGUAUAUCAGAAAGGAAAUGGAAAGGGUAAUUAAAUUCCUGUGCCAACUUCGUUCCCUCUCCCCCACAACAUUUAUAUCAUUAUAGCGAUAUAAGUGUUUCUCAAAUCUACCUCAUCUAGAAUGUUGCUCAUCAUAGACCACUAGACAAACAGAAAUGUAUGAUUUCAAGAUAAGUAAGCCUAACAGUGUAAUAUAAAGUUAUGUGGCUUUCAGUAUAGCAAUCUAGGAGGAUGAUCCUUGGUACUUUACCCUAAAUUAUUUUGACUUUUGUUUUGGUGUUUAUGGUAAAACAAAAAAAAAAACCCCAAAUUCUUAAAGCCAAAGGAGUGGAAAAAACAGACGGAAGGUGUUAGGCCAAAAGAAGACUUAAACGCAGAGGAUGGUUUCAAUCACUAUAUAGAAAUGUUUUGGGUAAUUCUUUGUUUCCUGAAUAAUAGUAAUUGACACACUUCCUAAUGGAUGAAUUUCUUGAGCCUGUGGUUUGGCAUGUAAAGUAUGUGUGUGAGUAUAUUCUCAUCUUUAACUUUCUUGUUUAUGGUUAGGGGUUUUUUAGUUUGAAAUUUUCCAAGUUUUGCUAUCAUUUGUUUGUUCUGCAUUGCAGUUACUUGAUCUGUAAGUUUGUUUAAAGAAUGAAUAAAUAUGUUUGAAUGUUUUUCAACA